CACUCACCCAUGUACUUUUUUCUAUGCAACCUGUCCUUCGUAGACAUAUGUUUCACUUCCACCACCAUCCCAAAGAUGCUGUGGAACAUCCAGACCCAGAAUCAACUUAUAACCUACAAAGGCUGUAUCACCCAAAUAUACUUUUACAUACACUUUGCAGGAUUGGAUAUCUUUCUUCUGACUGUGAUGGCCUAUGACCGGUUUGUGGCCAUAUGUGACCCCCUGCACUACAUGCUCAUCAUGAACCCCCAGCUCUGUGGGCUUCUGGUUCUGGUGUCCUGGGUGAUGUGUGCCAUGUAUUCUUUAUUACACAGCUUAAUGGUGUUGCAGCUGUCUUUUUGUAUAGACUUGGAAAUUCCUCACUUUUUUUGUGAAAUCAAACAAGUGGUCCAACUUGCCUGUUCAGACACCUUUCUUAAUAAUAUGGUGAUGCAUUUUGGAGCUGGACUUCUGGGUGGUAGUACCCUGGCUGGUAUCCUUUACUCUUACUCUAAGAUAAUUUCCUCUAUAUGUAGAAACUCAUCCACUCAGGGGAAGCAUAAAGCAUUUUCUACCUGUGUAUCUCACCUCUCAGUUGUCUCCUUAUUUUAUUGUACUAGCCUAGGAGUGUACCUCAGCCCUUUUGCUACCCACAGCUCACAGUCAAGUGCAACAGCUGCGUUAAUGUACACUGUGGUCACACCCAUGUUGAACCCCUUCAUCUACAGUCUGAGAAAUAAAGACAUAAGGAGGGCUCUGAAAGGAUUCUCUGGGAUGGAAACAUUUACCAAAGGAGCCUUUGUCCUGAGACUGAAGAAAUGCAUGGUAUAG
Molecule: messenger RNA, 810 nt
Organism: Sus scrofa (pig)
Lineage: Eukaryota; Metazoa; Chordata; Mammalia; Artiodactyla; Suidae
Product: olfactory receptor 7A17-like
Biological process (GO): G protein-coupled receptor signaling pathway
Cellular component (GO): membrane
Molecular function (GO): G protein-coupled receptor activity; olfactory receptor activity
Source: RefSeq, a predicted model, not a curated record